GAUGGGGAAGGGAUGAAGGGGGGGAGGGGGGCUGGGGGGGGCGGCCCGGGGCUCCCCCGCCCCCCCGGGAUCCCCCCCGCUAAAUGUGGAAAAAAUGACGCCACCACCCGCCCCGCGGUGUCGUCAGCGUAGCGGGUGGCGCGGAUUGGCUGGCGGCGGCCCCGGUCCGGGGGGGCUCCGCGCCCUCCGCCGACUUUUAAAAGUGGCGGCGGCGCCGGGUCGGGGCCGGGACGAGCGAGCCGGGAGGAACCGACCCGACCCGACGGCACCGACCCCACCCGACCCGACCCGACCCGACCCGACCCAGGCCGAGCCGAGCCGAGCCGAGCCGAACCAAGCCGGACCGGACCGAGCCGAACCGGGACAGACCCGGAUCGCGGACAACCGACCCGACCCGACCCACCGGGACCCUCCCGCACCGAGCCCAUGUCCAACGCGCACUUCAACCGCGGGCCGGCCUACGGGCUGUCGGCCGAGGUGAAGAAUAAGCUGGCGCAGAAGUACGACCCGCAGCGGGAGCGGGAGCUGCGUGCCUGGAUCGAGGCGACCACCGGCCGCCGCAUCGGGGACAGCUUCAUGGACGGCCUCAAGGAUGGUGUCAUCCUCUGCGAGCUCAUCAACAAACUGCAGCCCGGCUCCGUGCAGAAGGUGAACGAACCCAUCCAGAACUGGCACAAGCUGGAGAACAUCGGGAACUUCCUGCGGGCCAUCACGCGCUACGGGGUGAAGCCCCACGACAUCUUCGAGGCCAACGACCUCUUCGAGAACACCAACCACACGCAGGUCCAGUCCACCCUCAUCGCUCUCGCCAGCCAGGCCAAGACGAAGGGGAACAACGUGGGUUUGGGGGUGAAGUACGCGGAGAAGCAGCAGCGGCGCUUCCACCCCGAGAAGCUGCGUGAGGGCAGGAACAUCAUCGGCCUCCAGAUGGGCACCAACAAGUUCGCCAGCCAGCAGGGCAUGACAGCAUACGGGACACGGCGGCACCUCUAUGACCCCAAGCUGGGGACGGACCAGCCCCUGGACCAGGCCACCAUCAGCCUCCAGAUGGGCACCAACAAGGGUGCCAGCCAGGCGGGGAUGACGGCACCAGGGACAAAGCGGCAGAUCUUUGAGCCGGCACUGGGCAUGGAGCACUGCGACACACUGACCAUCGGGCUGCAGAUGGGCAGCAACAAGGGCGCCUCGCAGCAGGGCAUGACAGUGUACGGGCUGCCGCGGCAGGUCUACGACCCCAAGUAUUGCGGCGGCCCCGAGCUGCUGGGCGAGGAUGGCCUCGACGGCCUCUACAACUCCCAGUAGCCGCUGGCCCACGGCUGCUUGCACCGCACUGCCCUGCUCUGCGCAGGGCUGCACCGCACCGGCCUCACCGCGCCCCCGGCCCUGCGGGGCCGGCUUGGCCGGGGGGCUCGGCCCGGGGGGGCUCGGCCAGGGGGCCCGGCCCCGCCGUCACUCCCCCCCCGCCACCGAGGCACAAUAAAACCCACAUGCAAA
This is a messenger RNA of Aquila chrysaetos chrysaetos, 1494 nucleotides long. RefSeq names its product calponin 1 (gene CNN1). Lineage: Eukaryota; Metazoa; Chordata; Aves; Accipitriformes; Accipitridae. The record is from RefSeq and is a predicted model, not a curated record. Gene Ontology annotation, biological process: actomyosin structure organization. Bases 427 to 1302 code for a protein of 291 amino acids. The transcript has 7 exons. Gene Ontology annotation, molecular function: actin binding.